This is a messenger RNA of Cryptococcus amylolentus CBS 6039, 1215 nucleotides long. Its product is annotated as eukaryotic translation initiation factor 3 subunit I, variant 1. Lineage: Eukaryota; Fungi; Basidiomycota; Tremellomycetes; Tremellales; Cryptococcaceae. Gene Ontology annotation, biological process: cytoplasmic translational initiation. Gene Ontology annotation, cellular component: cytoplasm; eukaryotic translation initiation factor 3 complex, eIF3m. The transcript is spliced from 8 exons. The record is from RefSeq and is a predicted model, not a curated record. Gene Ontology annotation, molecular function: translation initiation factor activity; protein binding; RNA binding. Bases 1 to 972 code for a protein of 323 amino acids.
AUGCCGUUGGUGGCACUGGUGGUCGCGAUUUUGACGAUUUUGACGCAACUGGUAUUGUUCUAUAAGCUUGGCUGCCAAAAGACGACAAAAAUGAAACCCAUCAUCCUCCAAGGACACGAACGAUCCCUCAACCAGAUCGCCUUCAACGCCGAAGGCGACAUCCUCUUUUCCGCCUCCAAGGACAAUGUCGUCAAUGCUUGGUACACUUCAAAUGGAGAACGACUCGGAACGUAUGGUGGAAUCAAGGGUGGUGUCGGGCACAAUGGUGCGGUCUGGACUGUCGCUGUGGACUCUCAAACGAAAUUCCUUUUGACUGGCGGAGCCGACAACGUGAUGAAGCUUUGGGAGGUUGAGACCGGAGAGUGUCUCUUUACUUGGGAGUUUUUGACGGCAGUGAAGAGGGUUGCUUGGAGCGAGGACGACUCUCAAUUCUUGAGCGUCACGGAGGAAAGGAGCCGACAGCCUAGUGUCAUCCGUAUAUUCAAAUUCAACCGAGAUCAACCCACUUCUCAACCCACCGAACCCACCUGUGAAAUGCGCUUGACUGGAUCCCGAGCUACUGUUGCUAUCUGGGCGCCCUUGUCCGACUACAUUGUCACUGGUCACGAGUCUGGCAAGAUCGCCAAGUAUGAUGUCAAGACUGGUGAAGAAGUGCAGGCAGUCGAGACUGAGCACUCUGGCCUUAUUACGGAUAUCCAACUGAGCCCGGACGGAACCUACUUCAUCAGUUCCAGUAAGGACAAGACAGCGAGAUUGUGGGAUUUGAAGACACUCGAGGUCAUGAAGGUGUUCCCUACCGAGACCCCCGUCAACAGUGCUGUCAUCACCCCCGGUAGACCAUACAUUAUCCUCGGUGGUGGUCAAGAUGCCAUGAACGUUACAACCACCUCUCAGCGUGCUGGUAAAUUCGAAUCAAGAUUCUUCCACAAGCUGUUCGAAGAGGAGAUCGGUCGUGUCAAGGGCCAUUUGUGAGUCUCGUUUGCCGCGAUGAGAAUCUCUCUAACAUCAUCUUCAGCGGUCCUAUCAACACCCUCGCUGUGCACCCCGAAGGUCGAGCCUACGCUUCCGGAGCUGAAGACGGUUUCGUUCGUGUCCACUGGUUCGAUGACUCGUAUUUCCGGAGCCGACCCUUUGGUGAUCUCGAGCCGGAAGUGGAGCCUUAGUUGUACGGAGGGAAGACGGGUUGAUUAGAUGUGGCACAUGCAUCCAUGUAAC